GAAGCGCCCACGUGACGCAUAGCCCGUCCGCAGCCCGUCUGACACACAAAGAGAAGCGCAGACUUUAGCGUUAGACGCGGCAGGUGAGCGGAGCAGGUGGCAUGCUGAGCGACAUAAGCCCCAGAUAUUCGACCACGUCGACUUUUUUCCCCUUCUCUGAAGCUCUGGAGAGGUGUCUGGCCUUUUAAACGCCAUGUGCGUGUGACGGGAACGAGCAGUGGCCAAGACAGACGUCAGGAUCGCUUUUUUUGGGGACAUUUUCGACUUCGAUGUGAACGUGUCAACAGAGUAGGGUGGCCUUUGUUUUGGAGCCACUUCAGCCGAGUGAAUCGCUCGUUUCCAACUUGCUGGGGCUGAUUUGUGUGUAGCUCGCAUUAAGCUGACCAGAGCCUCUUUAAAACCGGUCGACGUCGAAGGGAUUGUUUUUCCUUCGGGCUGAUUUAACGCAUCGACGUGUUUUUCAGACACCGAAUGAGAUGUCGUUCACGAUGGAGGAGUCUCUAGAGUCGGGAUGGGUGUCCGUCCGGCCGAACCUCUUCGAGGAGACCGAGCGCCAUAAGUUGGUCUUCAUCGUGGCGUGGAACGAGGUGGAGGGGAAGUUCGCCAUCACCUGCCACGACAGGACCGUCCAGAGACGGACCACCGACAGGGACCCUACCUUCGACUACUACUCCACAUCCCCUCUGCCCAUGGCAUCGAACGCCAGUCCCUCGAACAGGAACGAUGGGUCAGAAGUUAGAGUCGGACCGAACUCCAGCACCAAGAGCAAAGAUGGAGGGAGGAAAUCGUUUCCUCCCGGUCCUCCGAGGCCCCCGGAGACUGCGCGUAAAGCCCUCGGGUCGUGGGACGUCUUGUCCCCAAAAGUGAUGGACAUCGAGGUCCUGGAACCAGAGGACUUCCCCCCCGGAGGACUUGCCUCCCCAGAUCACUGCGACACGGAGGGGAAGGACAGCGGGGGCCGUGAGGAGUACAGCUGGGCCGGCCUGUACUCCUUCCAGGACAUGCGGGUAGCACACCUCCAGCUCUGUGCGGUGAACUCAGACUUGGAGCCCUGUCUGCCCGCCUUCCCCGAGGAGCAGGCCGGCAUGUGGACGGUGAUCUUCGGGUCACCCGAGGUGUCGCAGCGAGAGACGGACGCGCUGUGCUACCAGGUGCAGGUAUACCUGGGCCAUGCCCUGGACACCUGCGGAUGGCUCAUUCUCUCGCAAGUGCUGUUCUCCGAAAGUGACGACACGGAGGAAUACUAUGAGAACCUGAGCGAGCUGAGACAGAAGGGCUACGAAGACGCGCUGGAGAGGGCCAAAACGCGUCUCCAAGAGCUGCUGGAGCGGCACCGGGCCAUGGACAGCAUGGUGGAGCUGCUGCAGGUGUACCCUGAGGAGGACCGGGCGUACGGGGAGCUGCUAGAGGACACCACCCAGCUCUACCAGUACCUGCUGCAGCCCUUCCGGGACAUGAGGGAGCUGGCCAUGUUGCGCCGGCAGCAGAUCAAGAUCACCCUGGAGACGGAGCGCCUGGGGCCACGCCGCGUGGAGGCACUGACCCGGGAGGAUGAGGAGUGGCAGAGGAAGGCCCACGCCGCGGUCCUCUCCAUCCAGAGCCUCACCGCCCGCUUCUUCCAGACCACCGCCCGCGCACAGAAAGCCAUGUACGAGCGGAUGCGCGCCGACCAGAAGAAGUUUGGUAAGUCGGCCUGGGCCGCCGCUGCCGGCCGCUUGGAGCAGCUCCAGUAUUCUGUCUCCAAGGAAACGCUUCAGCUGAUGAGGGCCAAGGAGAUCUGCCUGGAGCAGAGGAAGCAUGGCCUGAAGGAGGAGAUGCAGAGCCUGCAGGCCGGGGCGGACGCCAUGCUGCGCCUGGACCAGCUGGAGGCGCUCUACUACCAGCUGCAGCUGCAGCUGUACGACAUCCAGGCGGAGGUGCUGCGCUGCGAGGAGCUGCUGCUCACCGCCCAGCUGGGCAGCCUCCGCAGGGAGAUGACAGGUGGGCCUCUUGGGGGCGCACGCCAUGAGCGCCAGGACGAGGUGGUGUACUACGACGCCUACGAGAGCCCCGACGCCAUGCUGGGGGGGGAGGAGGGCGGGGUCCCCCCCAGCCCCCUGACGGAGGAGCAGCUGGCGGUCCUGCAGAACAAGACCCGGCAGCUGGAGGCACGCAGGGGACGCAUCACCUCCAAGAGAGCCUACCUCAAGAACAAGAAGGAGAUCUGUAUCGUUAACCACAACCAGAAGAUGGACCAGCGCAAGGGCUGCCAGGCAGACAGUGAUUCCAUCCAGGCACUGCACCAGAAAGCAGAGGAUGAAGAGGAGAGGAGGAGUGCCAGAGUGGGCCAGGAGAGACAGACGACCCUACUGGGACUACGCAGCCACAGCCAGCGCUUCCCGGGCCAUGUGACCCUGAAGUCCAGCCGGCUGCGCCUGGGCCUGCCCCACCCCCGGAGGAGACCGGGGGCCCCCUCUGCCGGGGCGGGGGAGACGGCCAGCACCCAGGUAGCCAGCGUCCAGACGGACCUGGGUCUGGACCUGGGUCUGGACCUGGGUCUGGACCUGAGUCCCGCAGUGCCCCAUCACGCCUGCGGCCACCCGAGCGCGUCUUUACCUCCGGGGCGGUCUGCGCCCAGGAGCCCCUCCUCCCUCCCCCCGUUCUCCUCCAUGCCUCCGCCCUGCUCCGCCUCCACGCCGGCCCUCUCCUCGGCCGCCGCUCCACCCCCACCGCCUCCUCCUCCACCCCCGCCGCCCCCUCCCUCUCUGGAGGACCUGCAGGGUGAGGUGGGGCCGGAGGAGUCCAGGGGCCCCCAGCUCGGGGCCGGGUGCGAGUCCCUCCCCCUGGCCCUGUCGCCCUUCUCCCCGCGCUUCUUCGACAGCAGCCAGCUGCUCAAUGCCCGGAAGAAGCUGAGGAAGACGGCGUCGCUGGACUCCACCUGGAGGAGAGCGGGCUCCCCCAUGGAUGAGGUCCUGGCCUCCCUGAAGCGCGGCUGCUUCCGGCUGCGUAAGGCGGAGCUGCGUGUGCUGCCGGACCCCGACCAGGACGACAGCGAGAACAUCCUGGCGCAGAUCCGCCAGGGCGUGCUGCUCCGCAAGGUCCGUGGCCGGCCCGCCGACCACGGCCAGCGCCGGCCCGCCCCCCGCUUCCCCUCCUCGGCCGACGCCCUGACCCGCAGCAUCCACGAGGCGCUGCGCAGGAUCAAGGAGGCGUCGCCCGAGAGCGAGUCAGAGGACGAGGGCCUGCCCUGCACCGACUGGGAGAACUAGAGUCUGGAGCCUGGAGGACUAGAGCCUGGAGGACUAGAGCCUGGAGGACUAGAGCCUGGAGGACUAGAGCCUGGAGGACUAGAGCCUGGCGGACUAGAGCCUGGCGGACUAGAGCUUGGAGGAGUAAAACCAGAUCGACGAUCCCAUGCUAACUCAGACGACACAGAGGAGACGCAGGAGUCAGCCCUCAGAGCAGCGGUCCGGUGGAUCUCCUGGCUGCUGUGUGCACCUCAGCGCUCUGAAUCUGGCUCUCUGCUUUCCUGUGUGGGUUGAUUUUCUUAUCCUUGCGUUAAAGAGGCAGCAGACUUUGUACUCCUUCAUCAGUUUGCUGUGAUGGGUUUGUUACGUUUGAUGGGAUGAGGUGGUUUUUAUUUUAGGUUUUGUAAUUCCACACUGAAAUAAGAAUCAGGAUGAGGUCACUGCUGAACGCCAGCUCCACACAUGAAAGUAUUAUGAAAAUGACCCCAAAUAUAUUGUUUUAAAAGGGACUUUUAUUGCAAACAAUAAUAUUAUCAUAGCAAUAAUAAUAAUACAUUUUAUUUGUAGAGCACUUUAUAUUCGAAAAAUCUGAAAUGGCUAAAAAUGGCUAAAAGGCAAGAAGGGUUGUUAAAACAUAUAAUGCAUACACAGUAAAAGAGAAAGCCAAAGGCUUUUUUAAAAAGAUAAGUCUUAAGGUUUCGUUUAAAAACAGCGAUAGUCUGUGGGGCCUUCAGGUGGUCAGGGAGGGCGUUCCAUAGUCUUGGGGCAGCAGCAGGGAAAGCCCGAUCGCCCAUUGUGCGGAGCUUGAUCUUAGGUGGUCUGAGGGUGUGUGUUGAUGCACAGCAAAGGGUGCGUGAGGUGGUCUGGGGGGUGAGGAGCUCCUGGAGGUAGGGGGUGGGGCAUGUCCGUGGAUGCACUGGUGGGUGAGGAGGGAGACCUUGUAUUCAAUUCUGAAUGUGACAGGGAGCCAGUGAAGGGAUCUGAGGAUGGGGGUAAUGUGUUCAUAUUUGCGCACCCUCAUCAGGAUCCUGGCAGCGCUGUUUUGUAUGUACUGGAGCUUCUGGAUGCUCUUGCCAGAGAUCCCGAUGAGGAGUGCAUUGCAGUAAUCCAACCUGGAGGAGACAAAGGCGUGGACGAGCUUCUCUGCAUCUGCCAGGGUGGGUGUAGGCCGGAGUUUGGCAAUGUUUUUGAGGUGGUAGAAUGCGGUCUUGCGGAGGUGAUUGAUUUGGGUGUCAUAGUUCAGUUGCUCCAUUUUAACACCCAGGUUGGUGACAGAUGUGGAAGGGGGGCUGUUUUGGCCAGAGAAAGUGGUGUGCCGAUGAGGAUGGCUUCUUUUUUAGAGCUGUUUAAUUGAAGAAAGUUGAGCUUCAUGCACGCCUCUUAUCUCCUCCAGGCAAGUGGUCAGUGUGGAUGUUGGCAGGGGGCAAGAAGAAGUGGGGGUGGUUCUUAGGUACAACUGUGUGUCAUCAGCAUGCCUGCUGAUGACGCUGCCCAGGGGGAGCAUGUAGAUGGAGAAAAGUGUGGGGCCCAACACCGAGCCCUUGGGGACACCGCAAGUGACACUGGGUGUGUGAUUUUGCUCUGCCCAGGGCGACGUGCUCGGUUCUGCCGGUGAGGUAAGAGGUGAACCAGUUGUGUGUAUUUCCUGUGAGUCCAAUGGUUUAUUGCAGGCAUUGGAGGAGGAUAUUGUGGAUAUAGCAAUAUUAUAUUUGCCGGUGUAGAAUCUGAAAACAAUGUAUGUUGUUACAUAUAUUGAUUUUGCGCUCACGGUUUGGUAUAUUGAUUGUUUUCCAGGGGAGAAUAUCCAAACUAAUGCUAGCUCUCUGUAGACCGCUCUCCCCCCACUUACUGAAGGAUGAUCUGACUCCUGGGGGAACCUGAGGAAACCUUCUUUGAGGUGGUCCUCACUGAAUGCAUUCUGCUGCAACCUGAUCAACACUGGUCUUGUUAUCAACCAGAUCAACACUAGUCUUGUUAUCAACCUGAUCAUCCGUGGUCUUGUUAUCAGAUUGUAUCCAGAUGACAGGAAGUCUUGGCUUGUUAAUAUGUCCCUCAAGCAGUCCUCAAGUAUUCUGCUGAACAUAAACUCACAUUGUUCCCACUUCCUGGUUCAACUAGGAUACAUCUAUGCCACACCUUUCUACCCAUUGGUGCUUCACGCAUUAACACGUUUUGAAAUGUAUUGUUAAAAAGGCACCAUAUUACUCUUUAACAUAUCUGGAUUUCAUUCUCAUCUAAGGUUCCCCUGAUAGGUCGAGUAUGGCAAACAUGUGCGAUAAUUUAUCCGAACACGGCAGCCUCCAGCAGGCUUUUAUUGGGGGUUAAAGGCCAAGACAGAGAUGGCUGAAGUUUAAAGUUGUGGUAACUAGUGGUAGUGAUCCUCUAUCCUGAUGAAGGUAUUGUUCAUAUGUUGAGAUCUGGUUCCCUCUGCUGCUCCAAAUGGCCUCAAAACAAUGUGGCUUGUGUGUGUGUGUGUGUGCGCGUGUGUGUAUAAUCUUUUUAUGUAUUUUUUUGUACCGUCAGUUUCAACUGCCUUUUUUCAUCAUUUGAAUGUGAUGUGUUACUGGAGGUGAUUUUGUGUCGAUUUUAUACUGAUUUAUUACGUGUACAUUGUGUCAAACCUUUGUUGUCUUUGAUUUGAAAAGACGGGGGAAAGUCAUUGUAGGAAACCACUUGCACUGAGUACAAUCAGUAGGGUUGAAGAUGUACUGAUAAGAACCAACAACUGCUGUCCACACACAGGAGCUCUCUACUCUCUACUGAGAUGACAACUGUAAAAACAAUUCAAACUGAUUCAUCCAAACCUUUUUCUAAAUCGCUGUCUUUAAGAAUGAAGCGUGCCGUUGUAAAGGCUCCGUCUACAGCAAUGAACAACCAUAUAUAAAUAGAUCAUGAAUUUCUGCACACCUGUGACCAGUCAAAUUGAUUUAAUGUUUUUCCCGUGAAUUGCUGUCCUGUCCAUGAUUAUUGUGUGUGGGCUGGUGAAGCAGAUGUAUUAUCGUAUUUUCAUUCUUUAUUUUAAUAUAUAUAUCAAAAUAUACUUCUUGUUUUUAGAUGUUUAUAAAAUCCAAACAAUUAAAAUCCUUGUUAUACAUUUAUAUUCUCUGGUACAGGACACAGCUUUAACUCUGUGGAACUCCCUGUAUGACCAAAUACCUGGCUCCUUUCAAAACAAGCCUAUUAAGUUAAGUGCAAUAAUUUAACAAAAAUAUGUUAUAUGAAUAGAACUAUUGAAGUGGAAUUUAUGAAAAGUAUAUCUCUGCAUGUGAUAAAUUUAGUAUUUAUUAAAAACAUCAAAUUUUAAAAUGUAGGAUUUAUAAGGCAGUAUCAAAGAAUGGAAUAUACUUUUUAAGAUUUAUGAUGCACUGCAUUUCUCAUCCUUUCCUACCAUUACAUUCCUAUUUCCUUUCUAUAUUGUAUUUCAAAUAAACACAAGGGCCUUUUUCCACUUU
Molecule: messenger RNA, 6679 nt
Organism: Gadus morhua (Atlantic cod)
Lineage: Eukaryota; Metazoa; Chordata; Actinopteri; Gadiformes; Gadidae
Gene: jmy
Product: junction mediating and regulatory protein, p53 cofactor
Exons: 10
Coding region: 477-3248 (923 amino acids)
Biological process (GO): 'de novo' actin filament nucleation; Arp2/3 complex-mediated actin nucleation; intrinsic apoptotic signaling pathway by p53 class mediator
Cellular component (GO): cytoplasm; nucleus
Molecular function (GO): Arp2/3 complex binding; transcription coactivator activity; actin binding
Source: RefSeq, a predicted model, not a curated record